UCGAAAGUAAAGUCCGUGCGUUCGUCGUGCCAAGGUAUUGUUGGAGAGCCACCGGGAAUAAAUAUAUCUCGCGUUUGAGAGCAUCGAGUAAAGUGUCGUGCGAUCGUUAGGUUACGAUAGUUCGGAGUUCAAGAGUUUACUUUUUAUGCUUUCGAAGCGACAAUCUCUUGCGGAAAUUAUCGUCGAAAGUGUCGGGAACAAGUUCCGUGAAUCUGUCGUGGCGAAAUAUCGUCAUUUAGCCGUCGUAAGUGAGCAUCGCGGAACGGAUCGUCGGGCGUAUCGAGUGAAGUUUGCGCACUCCAUACUCCGAGAAUCGCAAUCGUCGCAAGUGUUGUGAGUGCGCGUGAAGUUCAUCGGGUAGACCAUCACCUGGGAAGGACAUCGCUACUGUGGGAGGCUUCCCCGAAGUAUGACCGACAAUCCUGCGCCACUGGUGAGUCAUGACAUCUUAUACAAGACGAGUUUGAACGAGAUCGAGCAAUGCAGCGCAGCGAGCAGUUCUCCGGUUAAGAAUAUAAAAAACCGUGCGGCUGAGCAGCAGAGUGCCGUGAAUCGUCACAAAUCGUCGAUACCACUCCUAGCAUCGCGUGUGGCGAACCAGGCGCUUACCGUUUCGCCACAGCCGGCAGUAACGGUGGAGGGGCCGGUGUCCAAAAUGUCUCCACCGACGAACGACGUGACCAACGGUGUGGUAGCGCCGCCCAGCACCUUGGCGCCCCGGGUUCCACCGACCACGAACCCGUCCCUCACCACCAUCAACCCACCGACGCACAAGCGUACCCCGAAGGACUUCAUCUUCGGCAAGGUGAUCGGCGAGGGAAGCUUCUCCACCGUUUACCUUGCCAAGGACAUCCACAGCAGCAAGGAGUACGCGAUCAAGGUAUGCGACAAGCGUCACAUCAUCAAGGAGAAGAAGACCGAGUACGUGAAGCGCGAGAAGGAGGUGCUGAACAUGCUCGCGGGUGCCAAACACUCGUUCGUGCGCCUGUUCUGCACCUUCCAGGACAUGGAGAGGCUCUACUUUGUCCUGUCGUACGCUAAGAACGGCGAGCUCCUGCCCUACAUCAACAAGGUGGGCUCCUUCGACAUCGAGUGCACCAAAUUCUAUUCGGCGGAGAUCCUGCGCGGUCUCGAGUACCUGCACGGGCUCGGCAUCAUUCACCGGGAUCUCAAGCCGGAGAACAUCCUGCUAGACGAGAAGAUGCACGUGCUCAUCACCGACUUCGGCAGCGCCAAGAUCCUCAAGGAGGACCCGGAGACGGUAAUGACGCAUCCUGCCUCGGACGACGCACAGCAGCAGGAGGAACAGCAGCAAUACAGGGAACGCAAAGGCUCCUUCGUCGGUACCGCUCAGUACGUGUCACCCGAGCUACUGGUUGAGAAAAAGGCGAGCAGGUCGUCCGAUCUCUGGGCUCUGGGCUGUAUCGUCUACCAGAUGGUCGCCGGUCUGCCACCCUUCCGUUCCAGGAGCGAGUACAUGAUAUUCCAGAAGAUCCUGAAACUCGAGUACGAGAUACCGGACGGUUUCUGCGAGCUGGCGAGAUCUCUCGUCAGCCAGCUGCUGGUCCUGGAGCCGUCGGGACGAUUGGGCGCCCAGGACGAGCACGGCGCCGGUUAUCCCAGCAUCAGGGCGCAUCCCUUCUUCGAGGGUGUCGACUUCGAGACCCUCCACGAGCAGACACCGCCGCCGAUUUAUCCGUAUCUACCCGGCACGUCGGAGCACGAGGAGCUUAGGUCGCAGUACAGGGUGCCAGAUAACCUUGAACCCGGCCUCGACGAUAAGCAGCUCACCAGACUCCUCGGGUUAGGCAUCGGCGAGGACACUGACGAGGACGACGAUAUCACUACUGGCACCGGCGCGGAGCAGCACGCCGCCGCCCAGCCCGUCAGCAAAACCGCAGUCGUGGAGAAUCCGAGGCGGCGCACCAACACCGACGGCAACAUCGUCAAUCUGACGCCGGAGGAGGUCAGGAGACGGAUGGAGUCGCAGCACGCGAGUCCGUGGCGCGAGAUCGUGAAAAACAACCUCAUUGUGAAGCAGGGUUUCGUCAACAAGAGGAAGGGCCUCUUCGCCAGGCGGAGAAUGCUCUUGCUCACCACCGGACCACACUUAUACUACGUCGACCCCAUCAGCAACAUGCUCAAGGGCGAGAUACCCUGGAGCCCCGAGCUGAGGGUCGAGCCGAAGAAUUUCAAGAUUUUCUUCGUCCAUACGCCAAACAGGACUUACUAUCUCGAAGAUCCCGAGGGAUUCGCAUUGGAGUGGUGCAAAGUUAUCGAGGAGAUGCGAGUCCGCUAUUACGGCCUGCAGGAGACCGCCGCUUAGAGAGGAGGACGAGUGAUCUGACAGACGGAACGUAACGAGCAACAUUAACAAAGUCCGCGAGUGGCGAUCGCUGUGCCGGUUUGUAUCGGACGAGAGAGAAAGAGGAGACGGCGAAAUCCGAUCGUUCGCCAGCUUAGCUCAUUGUGUAAAGUAGUAGAUGUUUAUUUACUUCAGCUUACACGCCAAGGCAGGACUUGGUUUACGACUUUUACUUUAACCACACGCAUUCAUUCUUAUUAACUAUCUAAUUAGCUAAAAUCCAAUAAGUAUCACCCAAACAAUGCUUCUCUCAUUAUUAUUUUCAUUCUAUCCAAUCAUAGCUUUUUUAUAUCUGAUUACACAUCCUCGCUUGCCCUUAUUUAUUUUUUACUUAAUUCUUGCACUAACCCCGAACAAUUUAUUACCUUCCCUCGCGUCCCUGUGUAAAGUAGUAGGUUAGUAGACUGCUCGCGCCGAAAUGCGCACUCUGUACAAUUUAGGGCAAAUUCGUUAGGUAAAUUCCCGCAGAAGCGAAAAAAACGGAAAACUGCGAACCCUCCGUCGAAGUAACCAACGUCGUGCGGUGACUUAUUAUUACUUACGUUCGCUAUUUAUUUCGUCGAUCCUUUGGAGAGAGAAAAGAAAACGAGAAGGGAGAAUCGCACGACGCGCGUGCGGAAGGAAGUAGGAGAGGGAAACGGACGGAGGAUUAGAGAAAUUUUUAGCCAAGGCUUCUUUUCGACGCUGUGCGCUGUACUCGCGCGCAGCGUCUGCUGCUGCCGUGUGACGUAACGCGCAUGUGUGAGAUCGAGGUCGCCUGGGGCAAAGGAAAAUAAAGUCCGCGCACCCGUAAAUUCCCAUGUUUACCAUUCUCGCGAUACCAAGUGUAAUCGGGACCUUCACGGUACCGUCAAAUUUUCUCUCUUUUUUUUUUCUUUUUUUUGUCGUCUUUUGCGAACAACAAAUCGGCUUUCUAAAUGAAGUUAGCGGCGAUCGUGCCGAGUCUCCUAGAGAGAGAAAAGAAGGAAAACCGGAAAAAAGGUGAAGAGAUAGCAAGGUCCUCCCGCCCAGGCGUCUUCCUCGAGCGCGACCGCGUCGCACGGCGCUUAAAUAGUACCUUUAUUCCUAAGCGUAUAGUGAAAUUCGUCGGGCGCGACAAACCGACGCCGGACGACGUGACAUUUAGGCGGAAUUAAAAACCGAGCGGGCGACUUUCUCUCUCUCUCUCUCUCUCUUAGUGCGCCCAGUCGCCGCCGGUAACUUAGUAGUCAAUUUACGUGUAGUAGCGUCGAGGUUAGUUAGGAAGUAAAAGAAAGGAAAACGAUACACGAGAAAUGCAAUGGAGGAUAACGAAUCACUUUGCAGCUUUAAUGUAACGUUCGUUGCGUCGCCUGGAAAGGCUCCCCGGAACCUCGCUAUGUUCCGGGCGAUCUUUGCUCUCUUCGUGGCGCACACACACACACACACACACACACACACACGCAUAUAUGUACGUUCACAAAUACACACUCACAUAUACAGUAUUCCCCCUCGUGGUUCACCCUCGUUUUCUCCCGUCCUCCAUUCUCGUGAAUAUUCUCUGUAAAUAUUAUAUAGUGCGUUUCCACGAAGAGCAGGCUUCGCAAGAACACUCUUGUAACAUAGUAGAUACGUAAGUAGAAAAGAAAAAAGAAGUAUAUCGUUGUCUUACCACGGCAUUUUCUUCGCGCUUAAGUUCCACCUCGCUUCUCGUCUGGCCCUCGCGGACUCGAGCGUGCGAUCGGUGAUUAUUCAAAACAGGUGGCAGGACGUCGGAGGUGAGGCCUCGGUUGUUGUUCUCGACUCCCCCGACUCGGCGUCCGCACGUUCGUUUGUACAAAAGUUAAGCGGUGGAGAGAAACGGGAAUAAAAAAAACAAACGGGGCACGGGGAAACGCGCGCACCGCAGAGAGAGCGCGCGCGAGAACGACGGACUUGUUCGUUUCUUCCCCUCCCGUGAGAAAGACUACUGCAGAUGUGCAGACACGCCUGAAAAAGAAGAACUCUAGAUAGCAAUAUAUAUGGAGACUCGUUUCUUUUUUUUUCUUCUUUUUUUUCCGUUGUACGUAUAGCUUUAAGAGGCGCUAGUAGAGAUUCGUUUUAGGUGCGUAUCUCGUCGAUUGGUUAAUUACCGCGGUCUCUACUACUAGUGCGAUUGUAUCGGUAUGAUUUAUUAUUAGCGUCUAGUGAAAUUACGAUUACUGUUCAUUACUUCACACACAUUAUACCGCGUCCCGAGACGGUCCAUAUUAUCACAACAAGCAUUCGUUUUUUCUUUUUCAUCCGCCCCCUUCUUUCCCGGCAACCACCUGAUCAUAUCCAUUGACCCCCUCCUUUUCCUCAUUAUAUAUAUAUAAACAUAUAUAUAUAUAUAUCUGUAAUUUAAUUGAACGGCCUCGCGCAUUGUUUAUUUAUUCUUACCUCGUUACAUUUGCCUCGAAUUAUUUAUUCGCGUUCUCCUCGUAAUAUAUUAUCGCGCGUGCGUGCCAGGACCGCCACGCGGCGUUCGUAUAGAGAUUACAGACUAGUUACUAUCGCUACCGCCACACUGCGACUAUAUAUUUACUAUUUAUAUUAUUAUCUCUCGCUAUCGUACUAUUAACUAUUACUAUUACCUAUUUACUAUUACUAUUAUCGUCAUCACUGCGCUGCGUUGUUACUACGUUUUACCGCGUACAUAUAUAUAUUAUAUAUAUAUUCUAUAUUACACGUCAACUAUUGUCGUUAGACCUAGCUGUUUUUAGGUAGACAUUCAACCC
Messenger RNA from Dinoponera quadriceps, 5082 nucleotides. RefSeq names its product 3-phosphoinositide-dependent protein kinase 1 (gene Pdk1). The transcript is spliced from 7 exons. The coding region runs from base 410 to 2326 and encodes 638 amino acids. Gene Ontology annotation, biological process: peptidyl-serine phosphorylation; intracellular signal transduction. The record is from RefSeq and is a predicted model, not a curated record. Gene Ontology annotation, molecular function: protein serine/threonine kinase activity; ATP binding. Lineage: Eukaryota; Metazoa; Arthropoda; Insecta; Hymenoptera; Formicidae.